CGAAAAAGCUUCAAAGGUAGAGGAAGAAGGAGAACAGACAGGGGAAGAAGAAGUAUUAAACCUCGUGAAGCGGGAAUUGACAGCUCAUCAGCAUGGACUGGGGUCAGAAUGAGCUGCCAUCUCCGGUGGUUCGAGAUGAUGAGGUUACAGUUGCUGCCCGAAGGAGAAAGAAGGUGGCCUUCCCGUCUCCCGGCAGUGGCAGCCCGGUCAUUUCUACGGUAACACCAGCCCGCCCCCUGGCGAAGAACAACCCUGCCUCACUGUUCCGACAGGCUGUCACUCCCAGAGUUCCUGAUGUUUCCACCAUCUUGGGACCAGGAGGUCGAACGCCUCGAUACACCCAUACACCCAAAAAUGCAUUCAGCAGUCUGAAUUUGGACGACAGUGACUGGACCCAGAGCUUUUACACGUCCCCCUUGUCCGGACUGGAAAACACCAGCUUCUUUAAUGACGAUGUUGCAAACCUCAGCUCAGCACUGCUAAAGGAGGACGACCCAGGAGAGGCAGCGGCUGCCACCCUUUUCCAGGAGUUCCUCUCUUCCUUUCUGAAACACUCAUCGUCUGCUGUGUUUGAUCUGCUGGAGGAUUAUCAGACACUCUGUCAGGACAAGGUGGACGUUCUGCAGUCGGUGGUUCUGAGAGCGGGUCAGAACAGUAAAACAGCUGGAGUCCGCUGGCUCCUGCAGAAAGAGAACUGCACCUGGAGACUGAUCACCUCACUCUACAGGGAUCGGGUCCAGUUGGCACUGGAAGAUGACAUCAUGACAGACAUGGUUGUCCCCAGUGAGAGUGAGAAGGUUGUGGUGGAGCAGCUCUUCCAGCGGGAUGCCAUCAUACGACAGAGUCAGCUGGUUGUUGAUUGGCUGGAGAGCAUCGCCAAGGAUCAGAUUGGAGAUUUUUCUGAUAACAUAGAAUACUACGCCAAAAACGUGUGCUGGGAGAACACCCUCCAUGCGCUGAAGACGAGGAGGAAGAGUGGCGCUGCCUUCACCGUUCCUCUCGUCACAGAGCUGGACCCAGACGCUCCUCUCCGGCAGCAGCGACCGCUGGCUGACCUGGACAGAGAGGAUGACGCCCGUCUCCUGAAGAACCUGUUCACUCUGAUCCGAGCGGGAAUGACAGACGAGGCUCAGAGGCUGUGUAAACGCUGCGGUCAGGCCUGGAGAGCUGCCACUCUGGAAGGCUGGAAACUCUAUCAUGAUCCCAACAGGACAUCAGGUAGCUUAGAAUUACAGCCCGUGGAAGGAAACCCACAGAGAGGAAUCUGGAAGGCAUGCUGCUGGAGGAUGGCUGAAGAGGAGCAAUUAAACAGAUAUGAGAGAGCGAUCUACGCCAGCCUGAGUGGGAAUCUCAAACCGCUCCUGGCAGUGUGUGAAUCGUGGGAGGACUCUGUGUGGGCCUACUUCAGAGUCAUGGUGGACUCUCUGGUUGAAAAGGAUCUCAUGUCGUCAGGAAUGGCCCACCAGGAAGUGGAGACGCUGCCAAGAGAAUACCUGGAGGCCAAUUGGACGAUGGAAAAGGUGUUUGAGGAGCUUCAAGCAUCAGAGUCAAAGAGGGUCUUAGAUGAGACAAAGGAACAUUACCACAUCAUCCAGAAGUUCAUCAUUCUGGGAGACCUUGAUGGUAUGUUGGAGGAGUUUUCUGAUUGGCUGACAGCCUCUAAGCCCCUCCCUUCACACCUGCUGCGUUUCAUGACUCACCUUGUCUUGUUUUUCCGCUCUCUGGGUUUGGCAUUAAAGGAGGAGGUGUGCGUUGAUGUGGUGAAAGCGUAUGUCUCCUUUCUGAUUCGGGACCAGCAGACAGACUUGGUGGCGAGCUAUGUUGGCCAACUUCCUGCAGAGCUCGCCACAGCUCAGUAUGCAGCUUUCUUGGAGACCGUCACUCAGCCGGAGCUCCGCCCUCAGUGCCUGCAGCUCGCCACCGAUGCCGGUCUGGAUGUUUCUGCGAUAACUAAGCUGGUGGUGGAGACUGUAAGAGAAAGAGAUGAGACGGAGUUUACACACCACAGCCAGACACUAGAGACAGGAACUACUAAGGAGGACCAAAGGAAGAUUGAUGUUAUUGAUUGGCUGCUGUUUAACCCUACCCAUCGUGCUGAAGCCUUAAAACAGUCCAAUGCCAUCAUGAGGAAGUUUCUGGCUCUGCAGAAACAUGAUGCAGCCAAGGCAGUGUUCUCUAAAGUUCCAGAGGAUUCAAUGAGGGAAAUUUACUGCCAGUGGACAAGUGUUGGUCAGACCUUGCCCCUACCUGCUGAGGACGAAAAUGCCAUCAGAGAGCACCUGUGCAUCAGAGCCUACCUGGAAGCUCACGAAGCGUUCACUGACUGGUUCAGCCACAGUAGUUCUGCGCCUCAGAAGCCAGCACCUGCCCCUGAAGCCAAAUUCACUGAGAGAGUAGCCAAUGAGAUGAAAGAAAAGGAGUACCAGGUUGCCCUAACUGCCUGGUCGUGCCGCUUGGACGUUCUGACCGAAGAUGUGAAGGAAAGAAUCUACAACGUGCUGCUGUUUGUAGACGGAGGAUGGAUGGUCGACAACAGACAGGAGUCGGAGGAGGACACUGAGCGCAGCCACCAGAUGACCGUGUUGCGCUCUCUGUGUUUGCCUCGUCUCAGCUUCCUGUUGCUCAGCGUGCUGCAGAGCUCCUCCAGACACCAGGAGGCGCUGCGACUCGCUGACAUCAUCUCAUCUGACCAGCACCGCCUCUACCAGGUGUUUUCUAAAGAAGAGCUGAGGAGGUUUCUUCAGAAGCUCCGGGAAUCGUCUCUCGCUCUGUUGGACCGAGGACUCGACCCGCUGGGCUACGAACUGCAGCCAUGAUUACAUACAAACAAGGGUUUCUUUAAGAAUUUGUUUUGUUUUUCGCUAAAUAAAGGAUGUAUCUUGUA
Molecule: messenger RNA, 2884 nt
Organism: Melanotaenia boesemani (Boeseman's rainbowfish)
Lineage: Eukaryota; Metazoa; Chordata; Actinopteri; Atheriniformes; Melanotaeniidae
Gene: nup107
Product: nucleoporin 107
Exons: 27
Coding region: 93-2816 (907 amino acids)
Biological process (GO): protein import into nucleus; regulation of DNA-templated transcription; mRNA export from nucleus
Cellular component (GO): nuclear pore; nuclear pore outer ring
Molecular function (GO): structural constituent of nuclear pore
Source: RefSeq, a predicted model, not a curated record